Trichoderma asperellum CBS 433.97 is the source of this 1789-nucleotide messenger RNA. RefSeq lists its product as uncharacterized. Gene Ontology annotation, biological process: lipid metabolic process. The record is from RefSeq and is a predicted model, not a curated record. Lineage: Eukaryota; Fungi; Ascomycota; Sordariomycetes; Hypocreales; Hypocreaceae.
CAAAGCGCGGUCAUGCCUCGCUGGCAGAGUCGCUGAUUUUUUUGCUCCUCUCACAAGGACAACAAAUCAGUUGAUCUUGACCAUCAUGCAAUAUACCAAUUGCGCAGCCUGUGCAUUGCUUUCUCGCUAAAAGUGACGCGCUUGCUCUCGUUGCCGCCAGUUGCCCUUCUCCCUUGCGUCGGGCUUACAUCGAAACAUCACUGCCGGUUUCCAAACCGAGAUCAAGCGCUGUUCGGGACAGCAUCUAGCAAUCUUACCAGCCGUUUAAUCUUACUUCUCCAUGCGCUGGCCAUCGACCGACUGAUCUUCACAAUGGAGGGGGCAUUACCGGGCCGCUUCAAGCUAUUGUUGCUCUUACAACUCGCCGUCGCUUACCUCAUUAAGGCCGCAUAUAUCAACCAGCAGGAACCGUUGGGUAUCAAGGAGGAGCUAACAUCCCCUUUGACCAUUUCCGCACCGUUAUUCGCGUCUCUCGAACGACUGGCUAGGCUGGUUGACGUGUCGUAUUGCCUGGGUACUUCAGGCAUUCGCAAGCCCUUCCAGUGUCUCUCCCGAUGCGACGAGUUCCCAGAGUUGACGCUGGCUACCACUUGGAGCACAGGCAUCCUCUUUAGUGACAAUUGCGGAUUCAUCGCCAUCGACAAUGGUUCGGAACGGCAGCUUCUCGAAGCAAAUCGAAACGAUGCAGCGAAUGAGAGGCAGGGCGCCAUAGUCGUUGCGUUCCGCGGGACUUACAGCAUCACCAAUACCAUUGUUGAUCUCGGCACUAUCCCGCAAAAAUACGUGCCUUACCCAUCCCCAGAUGAUGGAGGAGAGUCCCCAGAAAAGCCCAGCCACAAAUGCACAAACUGUACCGUACACAUGGGGUUCCUUGAGUCUUGGAGGAGCGCUCGGGAAGCUGUUCUGCCGGAACUAAAGGCCCUUCGAGACAAAUAUCCGUCUCGCCCUAUUCAGCUAGUAGGCCAUAGCCUUGGAGGAGCCGUGGCCUGUCUUGCAGCCCUAGAGCUGAAGGUAUCGCUGGGCUGGGACGACGUAACCGUUACCACCUUUGGAGAGCCUCGAACCGGCAAUGCCCAAUUCGCCCGCUUCGUGAACGACGUAUUUGACCUCAAUGGAACAACUGACCUUGAGAAGCGAAGCUAUCGACGAGUCACUCACGUCGACGACCCUGUGCCCUUGCUACCGCCGAGCGAAUUCGGCUACAAGUCGCACAGCGGCGAGAUCUUCAUUUCCAAGUCCUCUCUAUCGCCCUCGGAAACGGACGUGCAUCUCUGCAUUGGCGAUGAAGACCCCAACUGCAGUGCCAAAGAUGACAGCACGAUGAAGAGUCUGCUGCAUCGCCUUCUCCAUUUCCGCUGGACGACUACCUCUUUGCAGGCUUACACAGAGCGGAUGAGCUUCCCAGCGCGAUUUAAGCUAUGGCAGCUGUUUUUUGCUCAUCGGGAUUAUUUCUGGAGGCUCGGCUUAUGCGUUCCCGGUGGCGAUCCUACAAACUGGGGUCGGCAUUCGUAUGAGCCUCACGAUGAAUAUCUAUAACCGUUGUGGGAAAGAAAGAAAAAAAAAGAGAGAGAAGAAAGCAGGAAAUACUACAUUGCAGCGAUGCAUGGUGGGUUUGACGAGUAGGUAGCAAACCAACUUAUCUGAGAAGUAGACUUACACUGAGAAGGGCAGGUUGGAUACCUCUGUAUCUAUAUAGGACGCGUAUCAUUUUGGGUAAAGGUGAUGAACAUCGGAAGAGCGAGCAUAAACACUGUGAAACGACGAGCAAGUAGUCAUUGUAAACGGCCGC